CAUUUGGACCGGGGUGGGGGGAGAGAGGAGGCGGAGGUUGCAUUUGCAAACGGAGCUUUUGACCUUCAGCCGCCGGCUCCUUCCUUCCUUCCCCGGCGCAUCCCCGACGCCUCGGCAUUGCAAACCCCUGAAGCAGUUUUUUUUCCUCCUCCUUCGCCUGCUGUCGUGUUUGCAAAUCGCUGCUUUUCCUUAGGCCGGGGGAGGCGCGCAAGGCAGAGGGCAACCAGUUCCUCGCCUCCCCCCCUCCGGAAGGGAUUUUUUUUUCCUUCUCUUUUUUUCUGCAAGAGGAUUUUGGCUUUGGAGAGGCUCCGUUUCUUCUUCUUCCAGUCUUCUGCUCGUUGCAAUGGGAAAGCAGCGACGCCCCGGGAGGGCAGCGAGGAGCCAGGAGCGCUGAGAAGCCCACGAGCCGCGUUGGGGAAGAGGAGGAGGAAGGAAGGAAGGAAGGAAAGGGGGGGCGCGCGCUUGUGUGUGUGUUUUUCCUCCUUUUUUUGGAAGGAGCCUGGGAAAAGGAGGAGGGGGCGGCGUGGGGGAAAGCCCUCCGGCUCGCCGGGCUCUCCAUUCAUUUCGGCAUUCCGCAUUUUGCGUCUCUCCGAGGGGCGACAAGAAAGGGGGCGGCGAGGAGUCGGAGGAAAAGCCCUGCAAGGAAGGCGCCUUCGGAUCCCUUGAGCACGCCGCGCGCCCAGAAAGGAAUAUUAAAAGGCAAAAAAACCCCCCCUGAGAAGCCGGAGGUCUGCUCGGUGGAAAACAAAAAAAUCGGAGGGGAGGAAAUACAUUUUUUUGCAUUUCAAAUUUUGCAAAAAAAAUUUUUUGGGGGGAGGGGGGGUUGCAUCCGAGGGGUGUUUCUCUCCACCCCCCCUUCCCUCCCGCACUUCGGGUCUUGCCAUCGGUGGAUCUACGUGAAUUCAACAGCGUCUUUGGCGCUGUGUUUUUGUUUGGGAGGGGAGGAGGAGGGGGGGCGGCAGGCGAAAAGAAAAGAUGGAGGUUGAAGAUGCGGACUGUUUGUUCCAACGUGCUCCGGGCUGGCCGCUUCGGGAGACCCGCAGGCGACGCUGAAGACCAGAGCCGCCCCGGCGACCUUCCUCUCGCCUCCGCGUUAGCCCUCCUCGGAGGAGGCGGCUGAGCCAAGGAGGGGAAAAUAAGAGAGGGGGGGGAGAAAGAGGCUGUUAUUUUGCAAGCACCAAAACAAGGCUCGGGCACCCCCCCUCCCCCCCUUCGGCGCAUCCAGAGAGAGGGGGGGACAGGAAAAUUGGAAAAACAACCUCCUCCCAGAGAAUCGUCCCCUCUUCCUCUCUUUCUUUUUCGAGAGGGGGGGUCACUCUCGUUUCCCCCUCCCCUUAAAUUGUUGCUUUCCCCCCUCCCCUCCGGGGAGGGGAAGAAGAUCGGCCAAGCUUUCCCGGAUUUAUUUAUUUGUUGUUGUUUUUGUUGAAAUAAAUAAAAAAAAAGAGGCAAUUUUGGGCCGGAUUUCACACAAAAAACGAGGAAUGAAGGCUGGCGUUCCAGGGAGGUCCUUAUUCGGGGGACUUCUGAUUGUUUUAGCCGCGACCUGCUUGUGGCCAGCAAAUGGGAAGAUUUGUGGGCCAAACAUGGAUAUUCGGAACAGCAUGCAGGAACUGAAGCAGUUGGAAGACUGCACGGUCAUCGAAGGGUUUCUCCGGAUUCUGUUGAUCCCCCAGGUCGAGGACUUCAACUCCUACCGGUUCCCCAAACUCACCGUCAUCACAGACUACCUACUGCUGUUCCGUGUGGCGGGUCUGGAGACCCUCAGCGACCUCUUCCCCAACCUCACGGUCAUCCGCGGCAAAAACCUUUUCUACAAUUAUGCCCUGGUCAUCUUUGAGAUGACCAACCUCAAAGACAUUGGGCUGUACAACUUGAGGAACAUCACACGGGGGGCUAUCCGGAUCGAGAAGAACUCCGACUUGUGUUACCUCUCCACUGUGGACUGGUCUCUCAUCCUGGAUGCGGCGUCCAACAACUACAUCGUGGGGAAUAAAUCGCCAAAGGAAUGUGGGGAUCUCUGUCCGGGCACGGCUGAGGGGAAUUCACGGUGUAAGACGACCUACAUUAACGAUGAACACAGUCCCCGGUGCUGGACUUCCAACCACUGCCAGAAAAUAUGUCCCAACUCUUGUGGCAAACACGCGUGCACGGACCAGAAUGAAUGUUGUCACCCGGAAUGCUUGGGUAGCUGCACGGCACCAAACAACAACACCGCCUGCGUGGCCUGCCGCAACUACUAUCACGACGGGGCCUGCGUCCCCACCUGCCCGCCCAACACCUACAAGUUUGAGGGCUGGCGCUGCAUCACCAGGGAGACCUGCAAAGAGCUGUCUACGGCGGUGCCGGAAGACGAGAAGUUUGUGAUUCAUGACAACGAGUGCGUGCCGGAGUGCCCUCCCGGAUUCAUGCUUAAUGACUCCCAGAGCAUGUUCUGCAGCCCGUGUGAAGGCCCGUGCCCCAAAGAGUGUGUGGGUGACAAGACUCUGACCAUCGACUCCGUCACGGCGGCACAGAUGCUUCAAGGGUGCACAGUGAUCAAUGGGAACCUCCUCAUCAACAUCCGCCGUGGGAACAACAUCGCCGCAGAACUGGAGAAUUUUAUGGGCUUGAUUGAAACAGUGACGGGUUAUGUGAAGAUCCGGCAUUCGCAUGCGUUGGUGUCACUGUCUUUCUUGAAAAAUCUGCGGUAUAUUAACGGAGAGGAGCAACUGGACGGGAAUUACUCAUUUUAUGUGUUGGACAACCAAAAUCUACAGCAACUGUGGGACUGGAGUCAUCACAAUCUGACUAUCCGUGAGGGGAAGAUGUACUUCGCUUUUAACCCCCGACUUUGCACGACUGAGAUUCAUCGAAUGGAGGAUGUGACGGGGACGAAAGGCCGGCAGGGCAAAGGGGAUAUAAACUCGAGGAACAACGGGGAGAGAGCCUCCUGCGAAAGCCAGAUUCUGCAUUUUGUCUCCAACACCACCGUGAAGAAUCGGAUCAAGCUCACGUGGGAAUACUACCGCCCCAAAGACUACCGAGAUCUUAUUAGCUUCACCGUUUAUUACAAAGAAGCACCCUUCAAGAACGUGACCGAGUACGAUGGGCAGGACGCUUGCGGCUCCAACAGCUGGAACAUGGUCGACGUCGAUCUGCCCGCGGGGAAAGAUGAGAAUCCUGGGAUUUUACUGCAGGCGCUAAAGCCGUGGACUCAGUACGCCAUUUAUGUCAAGGCGGUGACGCUGACCAUGAUGGAAAACAACCCGGCUCAGGGCGCGAAGAGUGAGAUUGUCUACAUCCGCACCAAAGCUGCAGUGCCAUCCAUCCCUCUCGACGUGGGCUCGAUGUCCAAUUCCUCCUCAGAGCUGGUGGUGAAGUGGAGGCCCCCCACCCUGCCCAACGGCAACCUCUCCUACUAUAUCAUCCGCUGGCAGCAGCAGCCGCAGGAUAGCUACCUGUACGAGCACAACUACUGCGCCAACGGUAAAGUCCCCAUUCGGAGACAUUCCGACGGGACGUUCGACACCGAGGAAGCCACCGAGCCAACCAAGCCGCAGGGUUCCGAGGGGGAGAAAAGCCAUUGUUGCGCCUGCCCGAAGACGGAGGCGGACAAGCAAGCGGAGAAGGAGGAGGCGGAGUACCGCAAAGUCUUUGAGAACUACCUCCACAACGCCAUCUUUCUGCCCAGGCACGACCGGAAGCGAAGGGACUUGUUUAGAGUCGCAAACUCAACUCUGGGCGCCAAGGGCAAGAAUGUGACGGUCCCAGAACGCUUUGCCAACACGUCAGAUGUGGAAGAGGGCGACAUUGAGUACCCCUUCUUUGAAACCAAGGUGGAGGGCAGGGAACUGACCGUCAUCUCCCACUUGCUUCCGUUCACGGUCUACCGCAUUGACAUCCACAGCUGCAACCACGAAGCUCUGACCUUGGGCUGCAGCGCUGCAAAUUUUGUCUCAGCCAGAACCAUGCCAGAAGCCGGAGCCGACGACAUUCCAGGACCAGUAACGUGGGAAGCGAAGGAAGAAAACGUGAUUUAUUUGAAGUGGCCAGAACCUCCGAACCCCAAUGGGUUGAUCCUCACGUACGAAAUCAAAUACGGGCCAGUCGGAGGAGAGGAGAAAGGGGAAUGUAUUUCCAGGCAGGAGUAUAAGAAGCACGGGGGAGCCAAACUGAUGCAUUUAAGUCCUGGAAAUUAUUCCGUUCGAGUCCAAGCGACUUCUCUUUCGGGGAAUGGAUCCUGGACUGAACCCAUCUCUUUCUACGUCCAGCCCAAGCCCCCAGACUAUGGGAAUUUCCUGCAUCUCAUCAUCGUCCUCCCCAUUGCUGUCCUGCUCGUCAUUGGGGGCGUGCUGAUAAUGCUUUACGUCUGCAACAAAAAGAGGAACAGUGACAGGCUGGGAAAUGGAGUGCUGUAUGCAUCUGUGAACCCGGAAUAUUUCAGUGCUUCAGAUGUUUAUGUACCGGACGAGUGGGAAGUGCCCCGGGAGAAGAUCACCAUGUGCCGAGAGCUGGGGCAGGGCUCCUUCGGGAUGGUGUAUGAGGGAAUCGCGAAGGGCGUGGUUAAAGAUGAGCUGGAGACCCGGGUUGCCAUUAAGACUGUCAACGAGUCGGCGAGCAUGCGCGAACGGAUUGAGUUUCUGAACGAGGCCUCCGUGAUGAAGGAGUUCAAUUGUCACCAUGUGGUGCGACUUCUCGGAGUCGUCUCUCAAGGACAGCCCACGUUGGUCAUCAUGGAACUCAUGACCCGGGGAGAUCUGAAGAGUUAUCUGCGGUCUCUUCGACCAGACACAGAGAACAACCCAGCACAGACCCUUCCGGCCCUGAAGAAGAUGAUCCAGAUGGCGGGCGAGAUUGCAGAUGGCAUGGCCUAUCUGAAUGCCAACAAGUUUGUCCACAGAGAUCUGGCUGCAAGGAACUGUAUGGUUGCAGAAGACUUUACUGUGAAAAUCGGAGAUUUUGGCAUGACGAGAGACAUCUAUGAAACUGAUUACUAUCGGAAAGGAGGGAAAGGCCUGCUGCCCGUCCGCUGGAUGUCUCCGGAAUCGCUUAAGGACGGCGUGUUCACCACGCAUUCGGAUGUCUGGUCUUUUGGCGUCGUCCUGUGGGAAAUAGCCACUCUAGCGGAGCAGCCGUACCAAGGCAUGUCCAACGAGCAAGUUCUUCGCUUUGUGAUGGAGGGCGGACUUCUGGAGAAACCGGACAACUGCCCCGAUAUGCUUUUUGAGCUGAUGCGUAUGUGCUGGCAAUACAAUCCCAAGAUGAGACCCUCCUUCUUGGAAAUCAUCGGAAGCAUCAAGGACGAGCUUGACCCAGCCUUCAAAGAGGUCUCCUUCUUCUACAGUGACGAGAACAAACCCCCCGACACAGAAGAGCUUGACUUGGAGACGGAGAACAUGGAGAGCAUUCCUUUAGACCCCUCCUCGACCCUCCAACCUUCUGACAAACACUCAGGACACAAAGCAGAGAACGGCCCAGGCGUGGUGGUCUUAAGGGCCAGCUUUGAGGAGAGGCAGCCGUACGCGCACAUGAACGGGGGACGCAAGAACGAGCGAGCUGUGCCUUUGCCCCAGUCUUCGGCCUGCUGACCUUUAGAUCCAGGUUUUUGCAAACAAGUUACAUGCGCGUGCAUUUGGGGGGGGGGGGAGAACAGAAAGCAAACAAGAAAAAAAUAACAAUAUAUUCAAAAGCCUACUGUACCUCAGUGGAUCUUCAGAACCGUCAUAGCUGCACACAGGAGACUCCUCUCUUCGUUUAGAAGUUGAAAUAACAUUUUUUUUUCAAUAUGCAAGCAGAAGAUUGUUUCAGAAAAAGAAACUGUAUGUGGGGCGCACGGUCAGCCUUCGAAAACUCUUAACGUUUAACACUUAAUAGCACCACAAAACUUGAGAAUCUGACGUGUGUCUCCCUUUUUUUCCCCUCUCCUCUUUCUCUCUGCUUCAUAAUGGGAAACAUAUCUGCGUGAAGUUCAACUGUAUAGCACUUUUUUAUCACAUCAAAAGAAAAUCGCAGGCCAGCUGGCUUUCCGUUUACCCCUUGCGAGUACCUGCCUAAUACUGUAGGUUGUUAAAACAAAAACAAAACAGGAUUUAAAGGAAAAAAAGGACUGGAUUUUUAAUAUUAUUCCUUAAUCUUUUUAGGCUCACAUAAAAGAAUAAAGAAGGGCCAUUGUUUGUCCAAGCUGUUAACAGUUUUCGGCGCUGCCAAAUUUUGCCAAAAAAAGAGAACUUUUUCUUUUAGGUUUAUUUUUUUUCCAUAGGCAUAGAAGGGGCAAAGUAAUCAGAGGCUCCAGUUAAAUGAAAUACUGACCAGUACACUCGAUUCAAUCAUACACUGGCAUUCUUUUUGUGGGGGGGUGGGGAGUUCAAAUUCUCUGGAUACUUUUUCCAGCAGGACAAAACCUGAUUAUUAUUUUUUCCUUCACGCAAUUGAGACCGUAAGGGGUUGUUGAGGUUUAAAUAAAAUACACCCCCCCCUUUAGUUGAAUUCUGGACAAAACUGGCGUUGGUAAGCCAAAUUGGAGGAGGAAGGGGGGGGGGGAAGAUAUCUCUUGUGCAGCACUUCAGCAGCACUUCAAAAAGGAAAUAAAGGCAGAAAAAAACCAGACGGGAUUUUCAUGCGCUGUUCCUGCUGUCCUUGGUAGGCUUGCGGAAAAAACAAACAACUAAGAGAAACACACACAUUGGAGGAGAACACCUAAUUAAAUGGAUUCAAGCAUCUAACACUUUGUCAACCUUUUUCUCUCUGUUAUUAAGACUUCAAAAAGGUCUUGCAGUUCUAUGUUAGACCAUGGAUCAUUUGCAUACACAUUCGUCUUUUUGUGUCACUUUUAUAACUUUUUUACAGUUCAGAUACUCAUCUAUAUGUCUGUACAGAAAAAAAGCUGCUAUUUUUUGUUUAUCUUUGUGGAUUUAAUCUAUGAAAAAAAAAUCUUCAGGUCUACCCUUUCUCCCUUUCCCUUGCCACCCCCGUAUCCCAUCCACCCCAGUUCCCAGAAAAUUUCUUAUGCUUUGUACUUUAAUGUGUAAUUUCUGGGGGGGGGGGUUGUUUGCCUGUCCUUGCUUUCCCAACCUGAAACAUGAUUUGUCAUGAACUGUUCAAUGCCUUCUAUAAAUGAUUUCUGCUUUUAUUUCUCUCUCUCCCUUUCUGCUAGUUGUUUGAACAAGGCUGUUUAGGGUUAAAGCACUCUCUAUGUGGGGUGGGGGUAGGGAGUCAGCUGCUGGUUAGACUCUUGGUGUAUCCUGGCCGAGGCUGUCUCCUCCCUGUGACCCAUGGUAUUCUCAUUUUCCUCACCACCCUUUGCCCAUACAGCACCCAAGUCUGUUACAGUGCAAGGUAUGAUGCAAACUCAGGUCAGGGGGGGAAGAAAGGUUAAUUCUUUCUAGUAUUCAUUGUUCAUAUUAAUUGAUGUAUAGCCCCGCCCCGGCUCCCGCUUUGUAUUUAGGUUGUGUUUCAAACAACCGCACACAGAAACCUACAUGCAUAUGUAUCAAUUGUUGGGGUUUAACAGCUUUUGAGCCGCAGAUAUCUGGCUUGGGGGUCAUCGUUAUUAUUGCUAUUAUUAUUAUUAAUUUUGAAAUGAAACCUUUUUUAACGCUUCCAUCCCAUCAAUGCCAUGUAGUUCUCAGCCAACAGUAACAAGGUUGGGGGAAAGUUUCUGAAAGAAGGCCGUGGCCGAUAGAGCUAAACAAAUUAUAUGAGAAUUUGCUGGAAGGCUUUGCUUUUGCCGAAAGUGACCGGUGGUUAAAAAUGGCAGCUGGCUGUACAUGCAACCGAACUGUUCAGUUGUGGCAGCUGCAGAUAUCUGCACAAGCUCCCACUUGGCAGUUCAGACCAAACUCCUGAAACAAAAUUAACGGGAGCUCUUGAAUUGAGUUGCAUAUGUCUUUAGUAGAGAAGAUUAAGGUUCCUGGUGGUGAGAAAUCAAGGGAACCUUCAUAUUAACUUCAACAGCAAAGAGGCGGUUAAUCCAACUACAGUCUUUCAGCAAAAAGAAGGGUUGUCCUGGGAUGGAAAUGUUGAAUUGUUCUGUGUUCAUUCUCUCUCUCGCGUGCUCUCUUUGGUUUUGCUUAAGAACAAAGAAUUUAAAAAAAAUAUAAUUGCUAGAUGUGACUGGAGAUAAGAUAUGUUUGUAGUGCUUUUUUUUUUUUGCUUGUAUAGCUUCAGUCCCAACAUCUUUUUGCCUCUGUCCUUUAGUUAAUAUUUUCCCUUUUAAAAAGAAAAAAAAAAGAAAAAAAGAAAAGGUAUUCUAUGUAGGAUUUUUCUUUUUAAUUUAUUUUUGUGUUAUCAGUUUAAAUCACUGUAGAGAUGCCCCAUGAUAAAUUUAAAUACUGAGAUAAGGGUUUUUUGAGUUACGACAGGGGGACAGUUUUUUUAAAAAAAAUUCAGACAUUUAUCUACCUCACUUAUUUUUUUUUUUGCGUGUAUAUAUAAAAAUAUACAUCUCACAUUUCUCAGCAGCCGACAAUAUACUGUUGAUACUGGUAACCUCAUUCAUUGUACAAACCACAUCCUCCAGGUUUUGGAGAAGAGGUCACAUCUGAAUCAAAAAGAUCACUUGAACAAAGUUAGUAGUUGCUGCUUUUAAAACAGUCAAAACCGAGCACUUUCAUGGUGUGUUGAGGGUUGACAACAAUUGUUUCAGUGGGUCAUUUGAACUAAAAAAACCAAUAGCUGCUUUUUAAAAUAGUUCUCAUGAAAAGAAUGGAUUGGCGACCACCCUGGAAGACUGUUCUGGUGCACUCUAGAGGAAUGCACAACGCAGAUCUUUACAACUUUACACAGUCAGGUCAUCUGACCUAUGAAUUAGUGGCUCUCUCUAGGGUUUAAAAUGAGUAAUUUGGUAAUGCAUUAUUCAAGUAUCCCAGCCCUACACAAAUUUUGAAUGGUUGCAUUUCUAAAUAUGGAGGAGAGGACAAUGCUUAUGUCAUCAAGUACCACAAGCACUGAAAAGAAGAGUGUUUGAACAAUUCAGUACCUAAAAAUGAUUUGGUUCUUUGGCCCAAUCAAAAAAAUUGAUGUCACCAAACCAAGAAUCCGUUUGCUUUAUAUCUUCUUUGAUAGCCACUUCUGUAUACCCACUUUGAAGAUGAUGUAUUAUAUCCUCUCCUCCCCUCGCAGUUGUCACUGCAAGAAUUCCUUGUGGGUAUCUGAAUAAUGCUUGAUUUGUUUGAGAUGUGCAAGGCCUUUCAAAUGCAUCUCUGUGGUUACAUUUGUCCCUUUGAGAGAGCAUGGCUGUCCACUUCCGGGGGCGGGGAGUGGAGAGAUGAAGCAUCCUUAUGUUUCCCCUUGUUUUAAUUUCAUUGAUCAGAAACUUUCCUGCCUGGUGAUCAUUUUGCCGUUUCAGCGGUGGCCUCUCCUCUCUUGCACAUAUUCAUCUCCACAAUCCGUGGGGAUCCUCAGAUCUUUCAGCUGGCUAAGAGGGUUUUUGUUAAAACUGUCCGAGUUAUUUUUUUAAUUGUAUGUAGGUGGUUUUGAAAAUAUUAGGAGAGAACACUAAUAUUGUAGUGCCCAUCUUAAUAUGCGUUUCAGAAGCAUUCAAGUAUAAAGGCAGUCAUGUGACUAAACAAAUGGGUGCAUGUGAUUACAGCAGCCCGUCUGGACCAAACCACCUCAACUCUACCAUUGUGUUCUGCACUCGCGCAACAUCUGAACUAAUUCCAUUUUGGUUUCCACAGCUCUUUCUCUACUGGUAUUAUGGUGGGGGCGGGGGUGUCCCAGAUCACUUUACCUACCUGGUAUUUCUCAUACAGUCCUUUUUACUGAAGUAAAUGUUAUUUAUGCAUGUCAAACAUUAGUGACUUUAAUGUUGGCUUAGUAAAGGGCACAAGACUUUGCCCUUUUCUGCAAGGCCAUUGUCUGGCAUGGGCUGGAGAGGUUUGAUAUGAGUUUGAAUUACAACUGUAAAAAUUCAGUUCAUAUGCCUAAUGGUAAGCUUAGAAGACCUACCAAGAUGUGACUAACCAAUGGAGACAUGUAUUGACUUGGAGGAAGACAGAAAGAUUAAUUAUUUGGGCAAGCAUGUAACCUUUAGUCAUGUUGAAGAGUUUUGCUGGAUCCAAACAAGGGCCCAUCUAAUCCGGCAUUCCAUUUCCCACCAUAGCAGCCAUUGUUUUUUAAGAAGCCCACCUGUGGCAUGAAAGCAGCCAUCCUCCUCCAUUUGUCCCCUUGCAAUUUAGCAGUAAAUGGUCCGCAAACAUGCAGCCUCCAUUUAGCAAUCAUGGAGAUAGACAUGCCCUCCAGGUGUCUACUCUCCUCUCAAAGCUGUCUGAGCUUGUGGCCAUCACUGUACCUUGUGGCAGGAAGUUCCAUACAUUAUGAGUGAAGAAAUUCUUUUUGGCCUGAAUCUACUAAUCAGUUCAAUUGGAUGAAUCCUAGUUCUCCUAAAUAUGAAAGAGAGAGAACAUUAUACCGUAUGCAGUUUUUAAAAUAACCUUGCACCGUGUUUGCUAUUUGUGGCCUGUUGGCCAUCAUGUUGCUUGUUCACCGAGUUUAAAGACAGAAAUCCCUUCAGUCUUCACCAUUCUUGAUAUAAUUGGGUGUCGUCCACAAACUUGGCUACCUCACUGCCCACCCCUGAAUCCAAAUCAUUUUAUGAAUAAGUUAAUAAUGUGAUUUACUUGGGAGAGAUGUUUGGCCAGGGCUCGUAAUUCCCCAGAUAGCCCCUCUCCAAAACACUUUUCGAAGUUUGGUUGGCUACCUUCCAAUUCUCCAGUAAGGAGGCUGAUUCUUAUUGACAAAGGUCAUAUUUUUAUUAAGAUCAAUAGUUUUCAUAUUUAAUAACCUUGUAUGCCGUCCAGACACGGUAACUUGCUAUUUCCUCCCCUUAAAUUUAUCAAUAUGCCCUAGAAGAAUUUCAUCUCGUGUUCUUUGACUUAGUUGUUGAGAAACCUUCGUCACAAAUAAGCGAUUCAGGUGCAUCUGUCAUUGUGAGGUUCUUUUCAGUGGUGUGCAGAAGGUGGUUUGGUUUCAGAGGAAGGAGGCUGGAUAAAGACAGAAGUGUUGCAUGUGUAGUUCAGCUUGUUUUGACAGUGGCUAGGCACAAAAGCAGAAUGUAAGCCAGGCUGGCUUCUAGUUAAGCGUUGGCCUUUCCUCAACACUUCUGCCUCUUGAGAGUGUUUUCAAAUGAAGUUGGAGAGCACUGAUGGCUGUUCUUGGUGCACAAGCUGUUUGCCCAGGACUGAGCACCAGACGGAACUGCUGUUGAGAUCCUCUGGAGACAGCCGAGGGUUGUUUAGCACAAUCCGUGUCUGAAUGAAUGACACUCCGAGUUGUUGGUAUAAUAAUUUUCUAUAUAGUUAUAUUAAAACUUUCCAUUCCAAUAGUCAGUAACACUUUCUUGUUGCUCUUUGAUUUUGUUUGUCAGCAAUGAACUUAAAACACUGGGGCUACAUAACAAAUUGCGGGAGCCACAGGCGAUCCACUCCUUUUCGACUAGUGAUGAACUCCAGAUACUGCAACUCAAACUCUUUUUUUUUUAAAUUAUUUUUAAAAAAAUGUCGGGUAAACUGAAUUGACAAAAGAGUCCAUUAAUAUCAGUUGACUUUUGUGUGUGUGUGUAUGUGUGCUGGUGGUGCUGAAGAUACAGAACCCCUGGGUGAUAGUCAAGAAGGUUUUGGACAGAGUCUCAGGUUGGACAUCUGGUUGGUUCUGAGUUGAGGAGCUUAACAUUUCUUUUCAUUGACUUUGAGAACCAUAAUGAGGGCUGUCUAAAACUGCAGGGAGAAUCCAAUGCAAGUCUGUGUGUGAAAACAGACGUGUGGCAGAAAUACUGAUCUUAUGGAGACAAAGAGAGUUUGACUGAACUUCCAAGUAGUUGCGCAGACACGAAUACAUCUAUGCCCAGAAUUGACACAUUUUGUUUGGAACGUACAGAAAUGAGAGUUCUCCCUUCAGUGUCUUUGCUGGAGAACGAAGUACAACCAUUGCUCAUUGUGACACAUUUACCCUGAUUCGGAGCCCCAUGUGAAUGUGGAGCUCCUGUAUACGUGGAGUUCUCUAUUUACUUUGUUAGAAGGCAGUUCCAUUCUAUGGUGCUGUGCUCUCCCUUGAUAAAAAUGGAAGAAGCUCUUGGUGAGAUGGAGGAGUUGUUCUUUGUAUGCAUCGGGACUGCUGGAUUGGGCAGCUAAGAAGAACUUGAAGUUGUGCCAGUUCCAGAUGGCUUUCAUUAUAUGUACUGCAUGUGGAGUGUGUGUAUGGAAAGGUGUGUGGUUGUCAUCUUUUUAUUUUGUAUCCUUUGUUGACUAGCAAUCCAUUAGCAUUUUCAAUGGGGCUCUUAAAGUCCAGUAGAUUACGGGUAGUCAGUUGACAAAGAUUGGGUUUACAAAACAAACAAAAAACCCUAAUUACAUAUUUCAUUGCAUUUUGUAAGUACAUAGAAUAAUUUUUUUUAUAAAAAAAAGUUUGUAGUUUAUAAAUGCCUACAGCUAAUUUAAAGGGCACUUUUCAGUGUGGAUGUGUGUAUAUGUGCGUCUGAGUAGGUAUGCGAGUGUUUUUUGGUUGAUUUUUUUUUUUAAGGAUACCGGUUUUACUAGUUAGCUUUACAAUAUGCCAAAAAAUGGAUCCUGUACCAACUCAAGGUCAUGGCUCAUUCCUUGCCCAAGCUUUGUGUCCCAGUACAGAGUAAACCCAGAAUAUGUUCUGUAUCUUCAGUAGCCUGGUCUUCCAGAACCCUCUGAAUGGGUGAGAUCAUUUCUAAUUGGUCAUUUCACUUUUACUGUACGAGUGCAGUUAAAUUUAAUAGGUUGGGGGGAAACCUCAUUGGUUAAGGAAACAGAAUUAAGUAUUGCUGCUAAGCAGUUCUUAGCUAUGAUCCUAAACACAGUUCCUUAGAAGUAAAUUCCACUGAAAUUAAAGUAACUUACUUCUGAGUAAGUGUGCUUGGGAUAAUGUUUGCAUUAUUUAAGUACAUGCUUUAUUGUUGUUGCUUAGGUUGAUUGAAGGAUUUGACUGCAUAGUAUGUAGAUGGCAUGGUGAAAGACAAUUUUCAAAAGUUUUCACUGAAUGAAAGACAACUGUUUACAGGUUCCUCAUCACUUUAUUCUAAUAAACAAAAGUGGUUUUGUAUGCAGCCUAUACAAUUUAUGUAGAUUAUUUAGCAACAUUAAAGCUUUGUUUAAAUGACCAUCACAAUGUCCCCUAUUUAUUAUAAUUAUUUAAACAAGAAUACCGAAGAUCCUAUUUCUUUUCCCCAAAAUAACAUGUUCUUUCCCCUUCUUACCUGAAGGAUUCUGGAUAGUUUUGUUGCCUUUUUCAGAAUCAUUUUUUUUAUUUUUCUGUUUUCUAAACCAGUGAGGUUUGAGAAGAAAGGACUGGCCAGAGAUCUUCUACCUCUGGGACAAAAAAAAAAAAAGUAAAAACAAACAAAAAAUCAAACUAGAAAGUGCUAUGGAACUGAAUGCAUUUGCAAACACAUUUUCCAAGUUACCUUGUUUAAAAUAUAAAGUUUUUUUUAAAAAAAAUAAAAAAUAAAACGGUAAUAACAUGGCCAAUUUAUUACAUAAAGACUUGCUGUGUAUAAAUUAUUCCUAAAGAAAUUCCUGUGUUUAUAUUAAAAUGAAUCAGUAGAUGAAAAAAAAAUUCAAAAUGUUUUUGUAUAUUCUGUUGUAAGAAUUUAUUCCUGUUGCGAUAUACUCUGGAUUCUUUACAUUAUGAAAAAAAGAAACCUUUGUCUAUUUUGAAUGGCUGAAGCUAAAAGGCUCCUUUAGUUUCUCUUACUCUGCUUUUUUCUAGUAGUUACAGUACUACAUGAUUAAGUUAAAUAAAAAGGAUUCUGUAUGCAA
Heteronotia binoei (common prickly gecko) is the source of this 13760-nucleotide messenger RNA. RefSeq names its product insulin like growth factor 1 receptor (gene IGF1R). Bases 1482 to 5567 code for a protein of 1361 amino acids. NCBI's taxonomy places the organism in Eukaryota, Metazoa, Chordata, Lepidosauria, Squamata, Gekkonidae. Gene Ontology annotation, molecular function: ATP binding; insulin receptor substrate binding; insulin receptor activity. Gene Ontology annotation, biological process: positive regulation of phosphatidylinositol 3-kinase/protein kinase B signal transduction; insulin-like growth factor receptor signaling pathway; positive regulation of kinase activity. The transcript has 21 exons. The record is from RefSeq and is a predicted model, not a curated record. Gene Ontology annotation, cellular component: insulin receptor complex; membrane; axon.